UGCCAGGAUCCUAUAUUAUACUAGUACAUCAUAAAGACAUAUCCAUCACUUAAUUAUACCUCCGUGCAGCGGAUGUACUAGUAUCCGACUACUCGGAUACAUUCCGUUUGAUUGACAUUUUGUUUUAAGUACUUCUUACCUACUCUCCGAAUGUAUUAAACACAAUGCACCUUUGCUUUUUCAACAGCCGUUGCCACAAAUCGUCCAAUCAGUCUGGCCGUAAAGACGAUAGAGGAAAAUAUUUGGCAGCUGGUCAUGGGCUACGGUAUUGUAAUGUUCAUCGACAUGCAAGUCAUGCUGAUGGACGAUUGGAGGGACGAAGUCGUCGAGCUGGUGGACGCUAAAUAUCCAUUCAAAGCCCUACUUUUGGAGAAGAUCAACAUAAAACCCAUGGCCGUCGGCGAAGUCCUCAUGUUGCCGGCGAACGGAUCGGUGAUAAUUUGCGUAUUCAGCAACUUUGGCAACUCGGAUGAAAAAUUCCACGUAUGGCUAAAGAAGGCAUUUUCCGCUAUAAGGGACCGCACGGCCGGCAACGUCCGGUUAGCCGUCCAGACGAACACAACGCUUCCGGACUACAUUCGGGAUAAGGCCGAAACUCUUCUCGUGUGCACGUUCAAAUCGGUAUUCCGACAACACUUAAGGGAAGACAUUCUAAGAGCCACGUUGUUCUUGUGUGGACGCCAACCGACUAAUAGAAAUCCCUAAGAUUUUACAAAAAUGUAUGGCUUAAUCUUGUUUUGAUUGGCUAACAAAAAAAAAACCUAUUGAUUUCCGUAACACAUUUUUUUAAAA
Adelges cooleyi (spruce gall adelgid) is the source of this 792-nucleotide messenger RNA. RefSeq lists its product as uncharacterized. The record is from RefSeq and is a predicted model, not a curated record. The coding region runs from base 256 to 705 and encodes 149 amino acids. The transcript has 2 exons. NCBI's taxonomy places the organism in Eukaryota, Metazoa, Arthropoda, Insecta, Hemiptera, Adelgidae.